Messenger RNA from Gymnodraco acuticeps, 1466 nucleotides. RefSeq names its product THO complex subunit 4-like. Gene Ontology annotation, molecular function: mRNA binding. The record is from RefSeq and is a predicted model, not a curated record. Gene Ontology annotation, biological process: mRNA export from nucleus. Bases 110 to 937 code for a protein of 275 amino acids. The transcript has 6 exons. Gene Ontology annotation, cellular component: nucleus. Lineage: Eukaryota; Metazoa; Chordata; Actinopteri; Perciformes; Bathydraconidae.
CAUCCGCUAGUUUUAACACCGCGCCACCGUAGAAAGCAAGCACAUAAACAACAGCGUCUCGUCAACGAAAGUUCUUUGUUCAUCUCCAGCUAGAACCUUAAGCACCACGAUGUCCGACAAGAUGAGUAUGUCCCUGGACGACAUUAUCAAGUUAAAUAAGAAAGGCGGCGGCAGAGGCGGUGGCGGCGGCGGCGCUGGAGGAAGAUCAUCCGAGCAGGGUGGAAGUUCUGGUCGGGCCGGUGGAUCUUCAAGGCCGGCCAGGAGUCGACAGAAUAACUUCAACCGUGAUAGAAACAACAGAACAACACCAUACACCAGGCCCAGAGAGUUGCCAGACAAAUGGCAGCAUGAUAUGUUUGAGGAGCAUGCUGGUGGACGCAGAGGACAACAGAGCGCUGUGGCAGAAAGAAGUGUAGAAUGUAACGGCAAGCUGCUGGUAUCCAAUCUGGACUUUGGUGUCUCUGACUCUGAUGUCAAGGAAUUGUUUGCAGAGUUUGGAGACUUACUGAAGGCGUCUGUACACUACGACCGCUCUGGGCGCAGUAAAGGAACGGCCGAUGUUCACUUUGAAACUAACGCAGCAGCACUCAAAGCCAUGAAGCACUAUAACGGUGUCCCACUUGACGGCCGUCCCAUGAAAAUCCAGCAGCUGACCUCUGACGUUGACACGCAGAGUAGACCAUCUCUACAAAGUUCAAAUGGAGGGUUUGACCGCAGCAGACUUGGCCAGCCCAAGUUUGAAAGGAGUGAGAAGAGUGAUAGGGGUGAUCGCGGUGAAAGGAGAGAAAGAAGGCAAGGUGGUGGUGGCGGCGGUGGAGGUUACAGAGGAAGAGGAGGGCGGGGAGGCGGAGGAGGAAGAGAAAAAAGACCUCAACUUUCUGCAGAGGAGCUUGACGCCCAGUUGGAUGCAUACAAUGCCAAGAUGGACACCAGCUAAAGUUCGAAGCACUCGGAAAGGAUGAUGCUCCUGUGCCCCUUUUUUCUUUCUUUGUUAAAUCUGGUUGAUCAGAUACGAUGUAUCGGACCUUAUUACACUUUUCGUUGUGUUUUUAAGCCAUUUUAUUGUAUGGACCAUGAUAUUUUGGUGGUUUUUAAUAUUUUUCAGUAUUUUUGUAGCCAUGUUUUCUGGAGCAGUUUUAUGUUUUGAAUUUUUUUGUUUUGUUCUAGGCCACCAGCUCCCGUGCUCUUUUCCAAGUGUAUGUUGACCUGACACACAAUGGAUUAUUUUUCUUGACUCAACGAAUCUUGAAUUGGUGGUCCCCAAGUCUGUUUAAUGUUAUGUGAAAAAGCUUCUGUGCUGAAGUUCUGUCAUUUGGUACUGUAUACUGGACACAUGGACAUAUUUCAUAGGGUUUUGUACAUAAAUAAUUAUAUUGAAUCAUGUUUCUGGUGUUCAUUUAGAAAUGUCUCUUCCUGUGACAAAUGCAGUUCCAACUUUUUUUAAAAUUAAACACAAAAAGAAUGAA